Molecule: messenger RNA, 2124 nt
Organism: Parnassius apollo (apollo)
Lineage: Eukaryota; Metazoa; Arthropoda; Insecta; Lepidoptera; Papilionidae
Source: the annotation of a GenBank genome assembly
AUGUCUUCUGUGUGGAAGUUCUUCAAAAAAGGAGACAACAACAAUGAUUCAGCUUCUUGCAAUUUGUGCGGCAAGUCGUAUAAAACGUGCGGUAAUACAACCAAUUUGGCCACUCAUUUAAAAAAUAGGCAUCAUUUUGCUUAUUUGCAAAUGAUGAAAAUGCCUAGUUCAUUGAAAACAACUAAAUCUAGUGAAGAAACUGAAGACGCUGCGGCAGUAGACUUGAAUAACUCCAAUCUUAGUUUGCCAUCCACUAGUACUGGUUAUAAAAAUUGCCAGCAAAGUCAAGAAGAUGUCACAGUCAAUCCUGCUGAGAUGGUUUAUCAUGAAGCUAAAAAAAGAAAACAAAGCACCUUAGUAGCUUGUUUAGAGAGAGGCUCAAGCUUCGAAGUUAAUUGUGAUGAACAUACACAUACUUAUAAAGAUGGAGAGCAGGUCGUUCUGUGGAUGAACACCGUUGGCCCAUAUCAUAAUCGACAAGAGACGUAUGCGUAUUUUUCUUUACCGUUUUGUGUGGGUACGAAAGUUACAAUCGGGCAUUACCAUGAAACCUUAUCCGAAGCAUUGCAAGGCGUUGAAUUGGAAUUUAGUGGCUUGGAUAUUACAUUCAAAGACAAUGUUCCAGCGCAGCAGUUUUGCGGCAUAGAAUUGAACGAUCAGGCUUAUAAAGCGCUUGUGUAUGCGGUGAAAAAUCAUUAUUUGUAUCAAAUGUACAUAGAUGAUCUACCAAUAUGGGGUAUAGUAGGCGAAAUCGACGGCGAUCACUAUUAUAUUUGGACUAACAAGAAGUUCGAUAUUGGUUGUAAUGGUAACAGGAUUGUAGAAGUUAACCUUACCGCGGAAAACAAGGAACGACUUGUACCUGAUGCUAAGAUCCCUUUCACUUACGAGGCUCAUUCGGGACAGUACAUAAAAGAAUGCUGGGAAGAAAUUUGUGAAGAAUUUCAUAUAGACAAAAAUAAAAUUGUUGCCAUUACAACUGAUGGGGGUGCAAAUAUAGUGGCGGCAGUGCGAUUGUUUUUAGGGAACGAUCGCAGAAUUUCGUGUAUGGCACAUUGCCUAAAUCUUAUUGUUGAUGGGGUGUUGAAAGAAAAUCAGGCAUUUUCAGCUCUUUGCGAUCACGUAAAUAGCAUCGUGACGUAUUUUAAACAAUCCGUAAAUGCGAUGGAUCAAUUACGCUCUGAACAAGAAGUAUCUGGAAUGCAAGAAGGGGAGGUGUUGACAUUAACACAAGCCGUCACCACAAGAUGGAACUCGUGCUUUGACAUGUUAAAAAGAUUUACCACUCUUUCUGCACUAGUAGCUAAAAUUUUAGCUACUAAAAGUCAGACAAGCCGAAAUACACCCGACAUGGUCGCAACUUCUCAAUUAAAUAUUAUACGAGAUAUUGUGGCUAUUUUAGGCCCAUUCAAAGAAGCCACGGAAGUAAUAAGUGGGGCUAAUUACGUGACUUCCAGUUUAGCCAUUCCGGUUACAAAUUUGAUUCGCCAAGCAGUGGAAACUUUAAGUCCAUCUACAAGUUUGGGGCUAAUUGUUAAAGAAGCUCUUCUUAAAAAAGUUCAAGAAAGACUGGUACCUUUACAAGAAAAUUCAUAUUUGUCCGCAGCAACAAUAUUAGAUCCGCGUUUUAAAAAAAUUCAUUUCAAUUCACCAAUUGCGGUUUCACAUGCCAUAGCCAAAAUUAGUAAUGAUAUUCGGAGCGAACACCGACGCAGGGGUCAAUUUUCCCCUAAUCUUAGAACGAUCCAAAUAGGAAAAGCACAAGAAAAAACUGAGAGUUCAAUUUGGUCUGGGCAUGAAAAAUUAUUAUCCCAGUCAACAACCGUGCCCGAGGUCCCGAGCUCUGGCUCUGUGCCCAAUGAACUCAAGCAAUACCUUGAUCAACCUCUCAUUGAGAGAAAGGCUGAUCCAAUAAAAUUUUGGACAAAUUGCCAACAUUUUACGCCAGUUCUUUCAGAAGUCGCCCUUAAAUACUUAAUUUGCCAGGCUUCUUCGGUCUCUUCUGAAAGAGUUGCAUCAGCUGUGAAUAUAACUGUACCCGACAACAGAAGCCGCUUGACAGGAGAGCACGUCAAACAGAGAGUGCUAAUAAUGUCAAUUUCGGAUGAAUAUUGGUUUGAUUAG